AUGCACUCAUCUCGUACAACCACGACACUCUGGCUGACCGUGCUGCUGAUGGGCCACGUUUGGUCAGCAAGGGCGUGUAACGGUGGCUUCGAAAUGAUCCUGCACAGUGUGGAAAACUGUGGCGGCGAUGGACAGGUCAUCACCAUCGACCCGGGAACCACAGUCGCACUGACGAAGGAUUGUGGCGUACAAACAAAGUCGACCGUGCGCACCCUGGGUUUCCGCACGGCGCAGAUGCAAGUGACCAUCACGAAGAAUGGCUUACCGGUGGUGAAGGAGUCGGUGGAUCUGUGCGCCAGUAUGGACGAUGCGGCCACCAACCAGGAUGCGACGGAGGUGAUGACCAUGUUUGGCGUCCCGAACCACUGUCCCGUGGAGCCGACCGAGAUCGUUUCCGAUGGAAGCAAGACGUACAGCUUGGAUAAGUACAAGCAUCAUCUACUGGUGGCGCAGGGUAGAGCACUGAUCGAUGUUGUAAUCCAACAUGAUAAUGGCAAAAGUUGCUUCAAAAUUGACACAGAAGUCGUCAACAAACAUAUGCUUGGUUAACAGUCGGG
Molecule: messenger RNA, 557 nt
Organism: Anopheles coustani
Lineage: Eukaryota; Metazoa; Arthropoda; Insecta; Diptera; Culicidae
Exons: 4
Coding region: 1-549 (182 amino acids)
Source: RefSeq, a predicted model, not a curated record